AUGAGCUACGCUGGGGAGGGCGAGGGGGAAGGGGACGGCGCGGGGUCCGGCGCGGCGGGGCGGACGGCGUUCCGCGUGGCGGAGAAGCGGUUCAAGCUGGUGAAGGAGGACACGGGGCAGCGCCGCCGACGGCGCGGGCAGCAGCGCGGGCAGGGCUCGGACGCGGCGGCGGGCGAGGGCGGCAGCGCAGAGGGCGCGCUGGCGGGCGCGGUGGACUUCCGCGCGCUGGAGCAGCGCUUCCUGGCCACGGGGCACCUAGCUGACACCGCUGCCCCUGCUGCUACAGCCGCGGCGGGUGCUUCUGGUGGUGCUGGUUCUGCUACAGCCGGUGGUGAUGGGGCGGCAUGUGUGGCGGCGGUGGCUGUGAGCAGCAUCGUGCGAGAGGAGGGCGCGGCGGGGCUACCGUGCCCCGUGUACACUGUGCAGGGCAGGCCCGGGUUCUUCUUCCUACCUGGAGCACUGACGGUGCAGCAGCAGGCGCAGCUGAUUCAGGAGGCAGUGCAGGGGAGCGUAGAGCCGCCCAACCGCACCAACCACACCGCUGCCUUGGGUGCCAUCCACGGCCUCUGGCCCGCCUUCGCCCUCUCCUGUGCUGCUGCCUCUGAUCAAGGCAGCACGGAGCAUGGUGGUGGUGAUGAUGGCGGUGGUGGUGGUGGUGGUGGCAGCAGCAGCAGGAGGCGUGUCAGUGCUGUGUUGCGGCCGUGUGUGGGAGGAGGAGAGGCAGAGGGGGUUCAGUGUGCGGGCAAGAGGGGCAUGGGUGGGGAGGCGAGCGAAUGGGGUGGGGAGAAUGGGUGGCGGGGUAUUGCAGGCGAGGGGAGGUGUGUGGGAGGGGAGGCGGUGGGUGGGGGGCGUGAAAGGGGGGUGAACGCGGAGUGGUUGGUAGGCAAGCUGCGGUGGGCCACACUUGGCGUGCAGUUCGACUGGAGCACGCGCGCCUAUGACCCCUCGCUGCCCUUCCGCCCCUUCCCAACCUUUCUCGCGCACCUCGCCUCACGCCUGGCGGCACCUGCCAUGCCCUCUGCGCAUGCCACCUUCUCCCCUGAAGCCGCCAUCGUCAACUUCUACCAUCCAGGGGACAUGCUGGGCGGGCAUGUGGACGACAUGGAGGCGGACUGGACCAAGCCCAUCGUCAGCAUCAGUCUUGGGUGCAAGGCGGUGUUUCUGCUGGGAGGGCGCACGCGCGACGAGGCACCCAUGGCGGUGGUGGUGCGCAGUGGCGAUGUGCUGCUCAUGGCGGGGCCCUGCCGGGAGUGCUUCCAUGGAAUCCCGCGUAUCUAUUCUGACCCGCAUGAGGCGGACAUCCCUGCUGAGCUCCUCGCUCCGCUCUCUGCUGGGGGUCUGCUCCCUGCUCCCAUGCGCGCACUGCUGCCCACUCUGCGAAUCAACAUCAAUGUGCGCCAGGUGUACUGA
Closterium sp. NIES-65 is the source of this 1410-nucleotide messenger RNA. NCBI's taxonomy places the organism in Eukaryota, Viridiplantae, Streptophyta, Zygnematophyceae, Desmidiales, Closteriaceae. The record is from the annotation of a GenBank genome assembly.